UAUUGACAAUUUCUGAUUAAGUUGGUUGUGUACAACGUUUUACUUUGUAUUGUCUAGAAAAUUGUGUACUUUUCUUGUUAACAGGUAGAAUUUUCGGUUUUUUGAGCCAUUUGGUCGAACCGUCUAGUGAUUCGACGAAUUUUGCGUUUUCACGUCAAAGUUCUCAUUACCGUGUUUUAAAGGUCUCUUACAUGUUCUGCUAGCGUAUUUCAAAGCUUGGUAAUCUGUUUCCAUUUGUGUUUGUAUUUUGCAGCUUGUUUCCUCAACUUAGUAGAAAAAACUUGACACGCUCGUGUGGUCUUCGCUCGAAGAAUGGAUCUGUCCCCAUGGUUUUCUUGGAUCCGUGGAAAUCCCAGUUUCUUUACGACAAAAAUUGAUGUAUUUCGUUCUUUUCUAUCCAAUAAUGAGCCUCUUUCGUUAAAUAAUUCAAACAGUUCGGCCACCAAUGGUACAAAUCCAAUUGACUCUCCUAUUGCACGUUGGCAUAUUAUUCUCUCCGUCUUUGGAAUUGCUUCGUUGUAUGCCUUUUUUGCAUGGAAGUUGCUUAGAAACACUUUCUUGAAAAAGCUUAUGGUCCCUGCUGAGUUUAACGGCCUUCGGAAAGUGUACGCUAUUGUGCUCUUCUUCUUAAGUACUUUCAAUUUGGGAUGUUCACUUGUUAUACCUACGUUGCCUGGUGUGACUCAAAAGCUUGCUUUCCUUCCAUUCUGGAUCCUAUUUGUCCUGCUUCAUCUUCAUGUUUUUGGCUUGUUCACAUUACGCUUGUGCUGGCCACAUGCACGUCCUUCGUUGUAUCACGGCGGUGUCUACUUAAAUUUAUUACUGCUAAUUAUGACCGUCGAUCUUUUCAUUCGUCCCUUUUGUUACCUACAGCACCCUCCUUUGUCGGUGAUGCCGAAACUUGUGUGGGUGUACGUUUUCUCGCUUGGUCUGUCGCAUUGGAUCACAUGCAUUAGUCCUCGGGUUUGGUAUCCCAUGAAUCCGGGUGGUGAUUCUCAGGCUUCAGAUGAACAAGUCUGCAGCAUGCUUGAUUUUCAGUUCACGUACGGUUUUCUGAACAAGCUUGUUGGCCGCUCAAUGAAACACGAACUCGAGCUGGAGGAUAUGCCUCCACUUCCUGAUUACGAUGAAAAUGUAUACUGGCAUUCGCGCUUUCAGCGGUUUUCGCGGCCUUCACUCUUCAAGACCAUUGUUUCAAUGUUCCGUUGGCAAUUUCUUGGCAUCAUGGCUGUCAGCGUAUUCGUCAGUUUUGCCCAAUUCUUUAGCUUAAUUGCAAUGAAUCACUUGCUGCGAUACUUGGAGGGUGAUUCAAAGGAGUUUUUAAGUCCCUAUCUUUGGAUUCUAAUGCUGCUUGUCGCUCCAUAUGUCUCUUCCUUGGCCUUUCAAAACUAUCUGUUCUUGUCUACACGAUUUCUCGUUCGUUGUCAUACAGCACUUGUACAAGAACUACUCUUGAAAGUUUUGCGUUUCCGUUUUGUGCGCAAGGCGGGUGCUGAUUCAAAAAUUGGACGUGUGAACAAUCUUAUUUCUACUGAUAUUGAAGAUAUUUUUGAGAUGCGCGAGCUGUUUCACGUUGCUGUCCGUGCUCCUUUGGAAAUCGGUGUGGCAGUUUACGCUCUGCAAAAGCUCCUCGGUUGGAGUGCAUACGUGGGUUUAUUCUUUUCCAUUGUCACUACUAUCUUGCCUAUCGCCCUUAGUCGUUUAGUCGCAAAACUCACCCAGCGCGCUAACGCAGCAGCGGAUUCACGUAUUGAACUGACUUCUGAGCUCUUACAAAGCAUUCGUAUUACCAAGUACUUUGGCUGGGAGGCUCCCAUGGUGCAGCGUAUCAAUCGAAAGCGCUCCGUUGAGCUUUCCCGAUUAUGGCGAGUAAUGGUGGUUGACCUUUCAUUGCACGUUCUUAUUGAAUCGUUGCCUUUGUUCAGUAUGUUCAUUACUUUUAUCGUCUUCACAAAACUCAUGGGUCGGGAUUUGACGCCGUCUAUCGCGUUUACUUCGAUUGGUCUUUUUUCAGUUAUUCGAAACCAAUUUGCAUGGUGUGCAUACAUUUUGCGGGAAAUUAUCCAAAUUUUUGUUUCAAUCGACCGUGUGGAAGACUUUCUUCAUGAUAACAACGAAGUUGCUCCAACUUCAAAGUUUGAUGCUGACGAUGACGAAGUCGGUUUUAAAAAUGCCACUUUCGCUUGGUCUCCAAAUCCUUCAAAAGAGGAAUUCAUGCUCAAAGAUCUUAGUGUUACGUUUCCAAAAGGAAGGGUCACGUUAAUCGUGGGCCCCACAGGUGCUGGAAAGUCAUCUAUUCUCAGUGCUUUACUGGGAGAACUGAAUCUUAUAUCGGGAUCAUACUCUCUUCCCCGGUUAAACGGUGUUUCGUAUGUUCCACAGGUUACAUGGCUGCGAAAUGACACUGUUAGAGAAAAUAUCUUAUUCGGACACGAAUUGGACGAGCAAAAGUAUAAUGAAGUCGUCAAGGCUUGUGGUUUGGAACCUGAUUUCGCUACUUUUGCUGCCGGUGACAUGACGGAAAUAGGAGAAAAGGGUGUUACACUUUCUGGUGGACAAAAGCAGCGUAUCUCUCUUGCUCGUGCUGUGUAUGCGCCUUCCGAUGUUCUCCUUAUUGACGAUGUGUUUUCUGCUUUGGAUGUGUCCACUUCUAACUGGAUUUUUGAGAACUGCUUUAAAGGACCACUUAUGAAGGAUCGAACUGUUAUUUUGGUAACUCAUAAUUUACACUUGACCAAAUCUAUUGCUUCAUUAAUUUUAACGACAAAGAACGGGUCUGUUUUUCCUUUGGAAGACUUUUCGUCGCCUUUACUUAAGCUGGCAGAAGUCGCGGAACCUGAAAAGGUAAACGAUUCCCUGGAUGAAGAAACAGGAGAUGAAAACAGUCAAGGUGAGACUGGUUCAGGAAAACUAGUGGAGGAGGAGCAACGGGCUACCGGCUCUGUAUCAAUGAAGCUGUUGUUUGAGUAUAUAUUGUCGUUCGGUAGUUCGGCUUAUGUUGCUCUUGUGCUCUUAUUCAUCGUCACAACCGGAAUGAUGUCUAUCUUCACGAACCUGUGGGUCGCAUUUUGGACAAAUAAUACACUCUCCGGGUCCAGAAGCAAUGGUUUUUACUUGGGAAUAUAUGGAUUAUUAGUAUUGUUGUACUUUUUGGUCGACAUUUUCCGCGGUUUAGCUUAUAAUCGCGGAACAUGGCGAGCAGCUAAGCAUGUGCACAAUUAUAUGGUGAACAGCGUGUUUGGUACAUACAGCUCCUGGUUUGACAAGACUCCAGUCGGACGAAUUAUUAACCGAUUCUCUCGCGACAUGCGUGCUUUGGAUACGACUCUUCCUUUGUGGUUACAGUACACGGCUGAAUGCUUUGUGACAAUCUUUGGAAGCAUAUUCACCGUUUCGUCUGUUAUGCCAGUUUUCUUGCUUCCUACCACAAUUGUUUGUAUAGCAAGCUACAUCAUUGGUACUAUCUAUUCAAGAGCCCAAGUGAGCAUCAAACGCUUGAUGUCCGUAUAUACUUCUCCUAUAUUCAGUCUUUUAGGUGAAACUAUAUCUGGAUUGCCCGUGAUUAGAGCAUUUGAAAGGCAACAUCUGUAUUCCCGUAAGAGCUCGAAGCUCUUGGAUAACCUAAUUCGUAUUGAGAGUACAUCUUAUAAUCUCAAUCGAUGGGUUGCAAUUCGUACGGAAGGAAUUAGUGGCAUCGUUGGUUUCAUUGCAGGUUUUAUUGCGCUUGCUCGUCGUAAUGUUGACCCAGGUCUUGUUGGUUUCUCUCUUAAUCAGGCUGUCACAUUCAGCUUAGUUGUGAUUACAUUCGUUCGAGUAAGCAAUAAUUUGCAAGCUGAGCUUAACAGUUACCAGCGUGCGAAGGAAUACUGUGAUUUGCCUCAGGAACCUAAACCUGCCGCUGAUGGUGUCGUACCAGUUACUUGGCCUUCAGAAGGUGACAUUGAGUUUAAGAAUCUCUGUGUGCGAUACAUGGAAAAUUCACCGGAUGUUAUUCACAAUCUAAAUCUCCACGUGCAGUCUGGCGAAAAGGUAGCCAUUGUUGGUCGUACCGGAAGCGGAAAAAGUACGUUGGGUCUUUCUUUACUUCGAUUUACAUUAAGAUCAAGUGGUACAAUUCUAAUUAACGGUCGUGAUAUCGAGACCAUUAACCUCGACGCAUUAAGACAACGCAUCAGUUUUAUUCCGCAGGAGCCCAUUUUGUUUUCCGGUACCAUUCGGAGCAAUUUAGACCCCUUCAAUGAACUCGAUGAUGCUAUAUUGAAUGAAGCUUUGAAAACAAGUGGAGUAAGUGAGCUAACGACAUCAAUUGACGAAAAUGGUGUAAAACGCGUCGUUUCCUUGGAUACCCCCGUUGCUUCGGAGGGUGCAAACUUCUCGCAAGGAGAGAAGCAAAUUAUUGCUCUUGCCCGUGCAAUUGUACGCCGCUCGAAGAUUAUUAUUUUAGACGAAUGCACUGCCUCAGUUGACGAUGCUACCGAUCAGCAAAUUCAAAAAACUUUGCGUCAUGCCUUUGGUAAUGCCACAAUGCUCUGUAUUGCCCACCGGUUAAAAACAAUUGUUGACUAUGACAAGGUCAUGGUUAUGGAAAACGGAUGUUUAGUUGAAUAUGGCCGGCCAGCUGAUUUGUAUCACAAUGGUUCUGGUACCUUCAGACGAAUGUGUGAAGGUAGCGGCUUGUCCUUUUGAAACAAUGCACUGAAAUGUUAAUAUCGGUACUGUAAAUUCUAGUUCUUGUCUUUUUUAGUUUAGAUUUUAGGCAUAACAAUAUGUUUUAAAUCAAUUUCACAAUGUCAGUCUACUAAGUGUUAAUGGUGAUAUGGGAGCAGUUUUUAAAGAUCAUGAAUGGGUUU
Molecule: messenger RNA, 4850 nt
Organism: Schizosaccharomyces japonicus yFS275
Lineage: Eukaryota; Fungi; Ascomycota; Schizosaccharomycetes; Schizosaccharomycetales; Schizosaccharomycetaceae
Product: ATP-binding cassette transporter abc1
Exons: 1
Coding region: 313-4686 (1457 amino acids)
Biological process (GO): transmembrane transport
Cellular component (GO): cytoplasm; membrane
Molecular function (GO): ABC-type transporter activity; ATP binding; ATP hydrolysis activity
Source: RefSeq, a predicted model, not a curated record